AUUAGAAAUACGGUUGUGAAUCUGCUCUAAAAUUUUUUACGUUAACUUUAAAAAAAAUCCAUUUUGGAAAGACAAGAUCGAAAAAGAACAUGAUUGAAGCAGGAUAGAGUUGUUGAGAAAGUGAAUAAUUCACUGGUUCGGAGCAUGGGUAGGAAUCUAAAGAAAAAUACACAUUAGAAGUUCAUAAAAUUAAAAAUUCGCGCCAGUAAUAUUAGAGAAGAUUUGUAGUCAUAUUUGAAAUGCAUUAAGGCGAAUACGCAAUACUAAUAAGUCCUCCAUAUUAGCGUUCCUAAAUUCAUUUAACUUUGACAAUCUAUAUUUUUUACCUGCUAUAUCGAUCGUGCUACACAUAGUAAAAUAUUUGGACUAUAGUUACUUAAAUAGUAUAUCGAUGUAAUUUGCGAUUUUCGCAGAGGCUAAGACAUUUUAAACGUCGAAAUGAUAUAAAUCAUAAAGUAAUAGGAAAAAUUAGAAACUGUGUGUCUGCGAUCACGUCUGUAUAGAGGUCGUGACCGAAUCUAAAGAAGUAGAAUCCCGUUCAACAGUGGAAGGAUUGAAGUCGAGGUGAUCGCAGAAAAGGUAGUUGACAAAACGUCUAUCGUGCUGUCGCGGGAGAGAGUGUAUGGUGCAUGUUAAGAAGGAUCGUUCGCAGCUUAUAAUCUUAUAAUAUUGUAGAAUAUUGCAAAAAUCAACGACACGUGCAACCGUGUAGCAGUAAAUUGAAUUUCACCGACAGGUCAUCCAGGAGUGCACAAUGAGCUUCCUAUUUGGAAGCAGGUCUUCGAAAACCUUUAAACCAAAGAAGAAUAUCCCUGAGGGAACUCAUCAAUAUGACUUGAUGAAGCAUGCAGCAGCCACUCUAGGCUCUGGAAAUUUGAGACUUGCAGUUAUGCUCCCAGAAGGUGAAGAUUUAAAUGAAUGGGUUGCAGUAAAUACUGUUGAUUUUUUCAACCAAAUCAAUAUGUUAUAUGGCACUAUUACAGAGUUCUGUACAGAAGAAAGUUGUCCCAUUAUGUCUGCAGGACCUAAAUACGAAUACCAUUGGGCUGAUGGGCAUACUGUGAAAAAGCCAAUUAAAUGUUCCGCACCAAAGUACAUUGAUUAUUUAAUGACUUGGGUGCAGGACCAGUUAGAUGAUGAAACCCUAUUUCCUUCAAAAAUCGGAGUCCCUUUUCCAAAAAAUUUCUUGUCCAUUGCCAAGACAAUAUUGAAAAGAUUAUUCAGAGUGUAUGCACAUAUUUAUCAUCAACACUUCAGCGAAGUGGUUCAACUUGGUGAAGAAGCGCAUUUAAACACUUCAUUCAAACAUUUUAUCUUUUUUGUUCAGGAAUUUAACUUGAUAGAAAGAAGAGAAUUGGCGCCAUUGCAAGAAUUAAUAGAGAAGUUAACAGCGAAGGACGCCCGAUGAACGAUUUUGAUCGUCAAUCGAAAACUCCUCCAAAGACUCUCACCCGUGCUAUCUUUUUAAUCAAACGUGUAAUUGUGCAUGUUAUUUAUCUAAUCCAAUUCAUUGCUAACGCGAUCAUCGCCUCGAAGCAGGAGUCACUGGUAUUGUACUACAUAACAUAUUUUAUUCAUUUACAAAAACGAGUGACUGAUUUACGCAUUUUAUAACGAAGACAAAUCUCGAUAAAAACAGAGUUUUGUCUAUUUGGGAGAUCGAUGAAAUUACAGAGUAAAGAUCGAUAGGGUGAGGAUUAUUAACGUAGACUUUUGUAAAAUAGUUAUACAUUCGAUACAAUUCGUCCGUUUUAUUUUACAUCUUGAAAGAAGGAAAAAAUUGUUGUUUCUUAAGUAGUCGAGAUGUUUUGUGGUGAAUUGUAAUUUAUUACGAGUAACGAAUUUUUAUACUCGGAACUUUGAGAACAAAGAUUAGCGGUGAGAGACGAAAAAAAUAAUUCAUAUCGACUAUAUAAAAUGGAUUACAUUUUUAAAAAAACGUUAGAAACAACGAUUACACUCGGUCUUACGUUUCUUAUUCUCAUUGUUUGUGAUUAUCUUUCGUAGUAUUGCACAUUAUGCUGUUUUAUUGUAAAAGUUCGAGAAAUAUCGUAACUUUUAUAAAUAGAAACGAUACUAUGCGUAAUGUCUGAAAAUAAGAAUGCUCUCGAUAGCAUUUCUAUAUUCUUUUUUUUAAAUUUGCGACAACUUCGUGAAAACUUUGCGCCUUUGAUUAUCGACAUGAAUUGGUACAACCUGAUAUUGAACAUUUUAUAUCACUGCUAAACUAUACAUUGUUAGUACAUAACAUUAUUAAGUUAAUAUUACGCUAUUUACAUUAAACUUCAUACUAUGUAAUUAGUUUAGACGAUUAUUAUCAUCGUGUCAAGCGCUUGCAAUAGAAAUUAUUUAUAGCGUUAGGGAUUUUAUACGCACCAUAUCUUUUAUUCUUUAUACGAGUGAAUUUUUGAGUCUGUUCUAUUUUAGGAAGCAUGUUAUAUUAUAUUUAAGCCGUUUGCGUCGCAUUACUGGGAAAGUUCUUUUUGCAUUUCAGCUUUUUUUAUUUUUAGUAUUUUAUGUAAAAAUGAUUGCUUCUCGUACGUUAUAAAAACAUUUGUACAUGAAUAUACCAAAACUUAAUAACUUCAUUUCUAAGUAUAACAUAGAUUCGAUUCAAAACAUGUUUUCUAAAGAAGUUAGAAUUAAUUCGAUGGAUACAGGGUAUCCCAGGAGAAACGCAAAGGGCAAACAUUUUCGUAUAAAUAAUACUAAAUAUGUGAUGUGCAUAGUCACAGUAUACACAAUCACAUAUGAUUUAUUUAGCUAUUAAGAAAUCAAUUUUGAUAUAUAGAAAUGUCAAAUAGAACGUAUAUUCGUUUAUAGCGCGUUCAGCUACGUACGAUAGUUUUCUCGCUUAUAGCAGAGAUGAGAUGUUAAUAUAUAUACAUAUAUAUUAAUGUAAAUGCUUGCUGUUUUCACGCGCGGUGAAACUGCACCCGUUGCAUUCGAAUAUUUAAAUGGAUGCAUUGUAUUCGCUUGUAACUAGAAAAUACUCCUCAGAUAGUUUCUGUUCAUACACUGUGCCCUUUGCUGUGAUGAUCGGACUUUUGCAUUUCUGUGUAACGAGCUACAUUUACGUAUGGCGGGGUGAAAUUUUAACUAAGUUUUCGUACUGCUAUUCAUGUAAGUGGCUAUCGUUUGAAUGGAGUAAUAUAGGAGGAUAAGAAGUUAUUGCUUAUACGAUCAUAAGACAUACGUUUGCUUUCAAUGGACCAGGCUAUUUUGUGAUAAGUAACGCAUAAAGUGAUUACUGAAUCAGAAGAGAUACAAGGAGAUGUAGUGGCUGUACCUUUCUUUGAUAUCUUUCAUUUAAGAUCUUGAUAAGAGAAGUCCAGAAAUAUUCGUUUAGUAUUAUAUCUAGUAUAAAAAUGUCAAUACAAUGUUGUUCAUUAUGAUUCAUGGUUUACAUAUACAAUGACUAUUUUAUAUGCAAAUUGUGAAUUAGGUGUUGUUAUGUGAGUCUAAAGAUUGCUUGUCAUUUAAUAUACCAAAAAGGUUAAUUCAAGUCAUUCAAAUCAUUUAAAAAAAUCAUUUCUUCUUUUAACAAUUAAAUGUUAAUCAGAAGGGACAAGGACAGGUAAUGAAAUUUAUAAAAAGUGAAAUUGACCAACUUGUUUUCCGAAAGGUUCGUACGUUUCCAAGUUUCUAAUAUUGCUCGAUUUGUUGUCAAAUUUUAAAUAACUAAUUGGAAAUAACGCAUCUAGGAUUUUUGAUAAAAAUUUAAUAUAUCUAAAAGGAGGAACUCGUCUACUAUCGCAAUUCUCCUUGUAUAUCUUAUCAGUUUAGCGACUAUAUAUGAAAAACUUGUCUCAAAACAGUCUAAUAUUAUAAUGCAGCGAGCGGAAACAUUAAUGGAAUUUGAAAUCGCGACAUAGAUUGCAAGUUGUUAGCAUUCGAAACGAAUGAAAGGAACAAAAUGUUAUUUUUUUAUAAUAAGAAAAAAUGGUCUGCUAUUAUUUAACAGGCACUGAUUAGAGUUUUUGCUUAUCUCUCUCGCGUUGGCGUAUAAACGAUCGAAACAUUAUAUGAGGUUGCUCGAUGUGAUAUCACUUUUCAUAUAAAUCACGAGGAUCAAUGAGAAAUUUCACGAGGUCCAGGACUAAUAUAAAUGUAUUUUAUUAUAAACAAUAUAAACGAAUUAGCUUUCGUAAUAACCUAAAUAUAUACCGAUAGAGGAAGGAAAGGACGAACGAGAGGAAAUAACUAAUAGAAAUGGAAUAGAAUGGAACAAGUUUCAAGGGAGAACGAUUACGAGAUAGGCUUUCUUCCGCGAUGGUCUACAGGCGUGUUUCUCAAUGUAAAAUGAAUAUAAGUAACAGUAAAAGUAACAAUAAUAAUGGCUCGUAUCGACGAUAAUAUUGUAUUCAGUACUUAAGAAGACCGGAAGAAUUGUACCUUAUAGAAAAAUGAAAAAAAACUUUUCUCGCAGCAAACAAGCACGAUUUCGUCUCUCUCUCUCUCUCUCUCUCUCUCUCUAUCUAUCUAUCUAUCUAUCUAUCUAUCUAUCUAUCUAUCUAUCUUUCUUAAUCACAUAUUUAGGUUAGAGGGGCGAGAUCGUUUGAAUAUAUUACCGUUGUCAGUUAGAAAUUAUUUUACACACAAGUAACGCUGUUAUUAAUUACAAUUAUUCUUAUUAUUAUUUUUAUUAUUAGUAGUAUUAUCGAUAUGAUUAUUAUAUACGAUACUGACGCUUUUAUGGCUAUUUAUAUAAUAAUUUACACGAUUAAAUGUCGUUAGAUCGGCGUUGAACGAUAGCCUUUAACAAAAACAAAACGCACUUGAGUCACCUCUCUUUGUUUCUUUUGACUGAAAAUAUACGCGAACCCGGUAUGUUACAUUUUUCGACUGACUUGUUACUUGAAAAGAUAAGCGAUAUUUUAUAUGAUUUCUCUUUAAGCUUGUGCUGUUCUUUUUACUUUUUCUUCUUUUUUUUUUAUCUUUCUUGUCUAGAAUCUUUUCGAGGAUCGUUUCCUUGGCAUCGCUGGAAGCUCUUUCAUAUGAUCACCAGUUGAAGAAACGUUUAAUUGUUUCAAGAUUUUGAAUGAGAAAGUAAAGUAAAUGUAAGCAGAUAAAAGAAGAAAAUAGAAAAGCGAAGAGUGCGUGUAAAGAGAGGUUGAAUAAAAGAUAUUUAGGGAUUCAGCUAGGUUCUUAGAUGUCGAAAUUUCUAUUUUAUGAAAGUAUUUACUGUUUUUUUUAGGCAGACAGGAACUACUGGCGCAACUUAAAAAUUUAAUAAUUUGUUAAUGAUAAUUGAUUUUGUCUGUGUAUCUCAAAGAAUAGAAACAUAUUAUUUCAACGAUUGAUUUUUAUUAAGUUUAUAAGAGGAUUAAUUCGGAUAUUAACUAUAAGACAAGUUUGUCAUUAUGAUUGAUAGUUGAAUAAAAAUUGUUUGUUCCUUCAAAACUAAGUGCGAAGAGCUUUCAGGAAUACCGAUUGUUUACUCGUUAUUUUAACGACGCUAGUGAUAUAUCUGUGCAAUGUAAAUAAUAUUUUUUUCAAAUAAACGAAAGCUCACGCGUAACCGUAAA
Messenger RNA from Bombus pyrosoma, 5528 nucleotides. It is a transcript of the gene mats, whose product is annotated as MOB kinase activator-like 1. Gene Ontology annotation, cellular component: nucleus; cytoplasm. Gene Ontology annotation, biological process: positive regulation of protein phosphorylation; hippo signaling. Lineage: Eukaryota; Metazoa; Arthropoda; Insecta; Hymenoptera; Apidae. The record is from RefSeq and is a predicted model, not a curated record. Gene Ontology annotation, molecular function: protein kinase activator activity. The transcript is spliced from 5 exons. The coding region runs from base 755 to 1408 and encodes 217 amino acids.